This is a messenger RNA of Sphenostylis stenocarpa, 1125 nucleotides long. NCBI's taxonomy places the organism in Eukaryota, Viridiplantae, Streptophyta, Magnoliopsida, Fabales, Fabaceae. The record is from the annotation of a GenBank genome assembly.
AUGCCCAUGGAUAGGCUUCUAUCCUCUUCUCCUCUUCACACCAAUCUCAAGCCCUUUACACGAUUUCACUCACCAAGGUUCAAUCUUUUUUCCCCAACGUCUUCUUCCUUCAUCACCUCAAUUUCUUGCAACAAUAAAAACCCAUCAUCUCCCUUGUCGUCUCCUGCUCCCAAAACCCUAUCACCCCUUAUCACCUCUCAACUCGUUCGUUCUGAAACCUCCACACCCCAAUCCCAACCCCUCAAUCAGAUCACCACUGGGAAUAAUUUCCAGAAACCAAAGGCAUUAACAGCUCGGACAUUUGCAAUACUCUCUGCUCUGGUUUUGCUCUUAAUCCAGCCAGCUUUUGCACCGGCGGCUUUUGCGACAUUUCAAAAUGCUGCUAAGACUGGUGGCCCUGCGGCCGCCGCAGUUGGUGGAAAACUUAUCCGCACUGAGCUUCUAAGCAGUGCUUGGACUGGUUUCUUUGCUGGUUGCUUGCACACACUAUCAGGGCCUGAUCACCUUGCAGCUUUGGCUCCAUUGUCAAUAGGCCGAACACGAAUGGAGAGUGCUGCUGUUGGAGCCCUUUGGGGUUGUGGGCAUGAUGCUGGUCAAGUUAUCUUUGGCUUAAUAUUUUUGCUCCUAAAGGAUCGCCUGCACAUUGAAGUUAUCCGAACUUGGGGCACUAGAGUGGUUGGGCUUACCCUGCUAGUAAUUGGUGCUAUGGGGAUUAAGGAAGCAUCAGAAGUGGCUACUCCAUGUGUUGCCUUAGAAAAUGGUGAAUGUGAUGUCAGCGUCUAUGAAUCGCGUGAUAGCAAUCCUGUAGUUGGAAAGAAGAAGAUUGGUUUCGCUACUUUUGCCACUGGAAUAGUUCAUGGACUGCAACCAGACGCGCUUAUGAUGGUGUUGCCUGCCCUUGCUCUGCCUUCGCGCGUGGCUGGUGCUGCAUUUCUCAUCAUGUUCUUAUUUGGAACUGUUGUUGCAAUGGGGAGCUAUACGGUAUUUAUUGGUUCAUGUAGUGAGGCACUGAAAGAAAGAGUACCUAGAAUAACUGAGAAACUCACUUGGGCUUCUUCUCUUGUUGCAAUAGCCCUUGGAUUUGCCAUCAUCAUUAGCCAGUUUUUUGGGUUUAGCCUUUAUUAA